UUGAUCUAAUUCUCUGAAAUCUAUGCCCAAAUUCGACAGAUCGACGCUAACAACAUAGUGUAACUGACAAAUCUGACAAUAGCAACCGGUUCAUAUUACAAAUCAGAUAAACGGCACCGGUGGUGGGCCACGUCGUUCCAUAUCCGCUGCUCUUAGGGAUCUUGCGUCCCACUUCUUCUCGUCGGUUUAUGUUUUUGGAAUGCCGGAAUGGAAGUUGAUAAGAGGAGAGCAUCGUUGGAGACAGAAAAUAAGGACUUUGUAGAUAGUGGAGUGGUACUGAAUAAAGAAUAUGAGGGGUGCAUUAGGUGUUUGGAAUUGCAAGAUAAAUUAACAAAAGCUAAUGAUAAAUGUGGACUUUUAGAAAUAGGUAUGGGGGAGAAAAAUGCUGUAAUUGAGUGGCUAGAGUGUAAGGUUGGUUUAAUGGAACUGAAAAAGCUCGAACUUGAGGAUGAACUUAGAGUCUUGAAGGAAAGGAACCAAGAGCUUGAGAAGAGCAAUGGAAAUGGUGAGGAGGAAGACAAGGUUACACAGUUGAUGAUCGAAAAUAAUGUUUUGGAGUGUGAGAAGAGAAAGGCUGAAAGCGAGGUUGAAGUUUGGAAAGUGAAAUGUAAAAAACUGGAGUUGCAAGUGAUGGAGUUGGAGAAGAGACUGUCUGCAGGAAUGAUGAAAACGGGUUCGGGUUUGCCCGAGAUGUAUCAAGCCAAGACAAUUGACCUAGGUGGUCCAUCAGUUGUGCGGGCUGAAACCGAAAAUAAAGCGAAUGAGGAUAAGGAUGCAACAGGCAACCUUCCAGUUAAUACGCCAUCGUCUAUGCGGUAUAUAGGUGGUGAUGUAUUUAAAGGGCCGCCCCAAAAUAAAUUAAAGUCGAGAGUUAGAAAAUGCUUGGACUUUGCUGCAGACCGGAGGCCACAUAAGAAUAUUUCUCCCUCAACACCAGGUGGUAGACCUCCUUUUGUUCUACUUGGCAUUAGUGACAGCAGCGAUGAUCUUGACACUACUGAUGUGCAUUUACCCAAUGUUGAUAAUAAGGGAGGGAAACAGAUCUGCAGUUCAAGUUCGACCAAUGUUGGUUUAGGAAUUACUCUUGGUGAAAAGGAGUUGACCUCAAAAGAUAGGUGUGCAGCAGUUGUUGAACACCAGAUAGAUGAAGUGGAAACCAUUGGCUACAUUGGGAGACAGCCAUAUAUUCCAACGUCUAAGAGGAGAAAAGUUAGGAGAGGAGUUGCUUAUAUAGUUACUAGCGAGAGUGAAAACGACAAUGAUGACAAUAUUCCAAUUUGUAAACUUAGGAGUAAACAUCUGUCUGCACAUAAUUCAGAUAAUCUCCAGAACAGAAGAUCUGUGGAUGAUUCUUGUUCUGGGGACAACCGGAGGGAACUUACUCCUAGGCGACGCUUAAUUAGAGUGGGAAAUCUUGAACAUAAAGGUGUUUCAGGAAAAUGUUCUUAUAAAAGCACAGGAAGCCAAAAAAGUAUAGGAAUCCCUGAAAAAAUGAGUGACAUUGUGUGUGAAGAUGAUAUAGAAGAGGAUUAUUCAAGUAGUGAAGGUGAAAGUUUGGGCGGAUUUCUUGUUAGCACCUCAGAAGUUUCAAAAAGUGAUUCCUUCUCUAACCAUGAAGAUCUGUGUGAAAAUCUUGACACGCCCUCGGGUGAUUGGUCAUGUGACUCAGAACAUGUAUCUGAGAGUAGUAUGGAGUAUGAUGAGGUCAUAUCUGGUCUUCGAAGGGGGAGAAAAGACAAAAUGAAGUGGGAGUAUGAAGCAGAUAUGCUUGCUGAUUUUGGUAAACGCCCUGAACUAUGCAUGAAGGCAGUAUGUGCUCUUUAUCGCCAACAAACAUCUGAGGAGAAAUCUUGCAAAUCAGCUAUACUCCUUAAUGGACGAGGGUUCAGCCAAAUUCAUGCAUUUAGUGGCAGUGCCUUGGCUGAAUUUCUCACUGAUGGAGAUCCGCAUGGUGAUGUAAAGAAGUCGGUGGAAGAGCUGAAAGAAUUCGACGUGAAGGGGGUUGAGCAGUGCAGAAAAUUGGCAACACACUACUCUAAGCAAUUAUUUGAAAUCUACAAGAAUGAAGAAGACCCCUUUUUCCAUCCUUAAUGAGGUUUGGCUUCCGUAGAACAUGGUAUGUAGAUAUUUCCCAAAUGGUUCCGCAACUUAACUUAUUAUUGCUCCCUCCAAUGUAUAUAUCUUCUUCUCGACCAUUUCUAUGACUGGAUCACUUAUAUCAGAAAGCUUUUGUGCGAAGGCCUCUUCUAUUUUGACAUGUAAGAUUGAAUUCUAAGUUUCUUCGGUCAUUUCGACCAGUAUAAGCACCCUUCUGUU
Molecule: messenger RNA, 2316 nt
Organism: Sesamum indicum (sesame)
Lineage: Eukaryota; Viridiplantae; Streptophyta; Magnoliopsida; Lamiales; Pedaliaceae
Source: RefSeq, a predicted model, not a curated record